AUGGUCGUGAUUUUAGUAUUUCUGUUGAGCAUUACCUUUAUUCAAGCUCAAAAUGAAGUUUUCAUUUCGUUGGAUGCGCAAUGUAAAUUAUCGGUUUCACCUUCUUCUGAUAACGAGCCCGGGUAUGUUACUGUUAUACCUAUAUCAUUUCUUUAUUUUUUUGAAUUUUUUACGUUAGUAAGGUAAAAUAUAUUAUGGUUGGGUAAGUUAUGAUAGGGUAUGGCAAAAAAGGGCAGGAUGUGGUUGAGUAGGAUAAGGUAGAGUCGUGUAGGGUAGGGUUAGGUAGUAAAAGGUAUGGUAUCUUAACUAUAUGUUAAGGUAAUGUUAUGAACUCCCAUUUUUCAGGCAUUGCUCCAAAAUCACGUCGGUUAACAUCGAUGAAACGACAUUUCUGGUGUUGCGAGUAAAAGACGCAUCCACUUUGGAAUAUGCGACUGUUUUCAUGUCACAACAGAUGAUUUCACUGCUGGAGGCGAGCCCAAUUCAAUUACACUUUGAACAACACGAUUUUAAACAUGGUAAGAGCCAAAAUUUUAUGUAACACACUAAUUUUAUGUUAUGGUACGUCUAAAUUCAUCCUACUUUGCUUUUUUUGAAGUCUAAAACCAUGCCUUUUCAGCCCUCCGAACUGACUGCGUUUUUCAAUCCGAAACUUUCAAUGCGUUUGUAGACGAUCGAGUCCUGUACGUUUGGGCAUCAUGUGGGCUGAACCUCGGCCUAGUCAGAACCAUAAUUCACAAGACUCGAAUCCUUGUCACACCGCCAGUACCACCAAUAUACGUGAAUGCGGAAACGGACAGUAACUUUUCGACCGUUGGAUUCACUGACUUUGUUCGUCAUUUCGCUCCAGAACAAGUGGAUUCGAAUACGAUCAUCUAUGAAAGUAUGAAAGACUCUGAGAAGUCAGUGAUAACCAAGUAUUUACAUGAUGUCAAUGUGUCUUAUCCAACGCCAUACAAGUUCAAAUCGUUCUAUGUGGUUGGCUUUGAUCCGAUGGAUAAGUUGGUGUACUGCGCGGUCAAUGAAUUCGACAAUGGCAAUGUAUCGUUCUAUGUGGCUGACGUAGAAACUGGCGAUUUUAACUAUGAUGGUAAGGCUUUUAGUUUUUUGAAGUUUAUAACAGGGCUGGGCGGAAAAAAAAAAUUUUGUUUCGCGAAACACGAAACGAAAGUAAAUUAUUUUCGCGCGAAACGAAACACGAAACGAAACAAAAUUUACGAAUUUAUUAAAAAAUCUUCAUAAAAAUCAAAUUUUAUGCCGUAAAUGGGUAUUAACCUUAAGGAAUAACAAGUUCUGAAGCAUCUCACUUGUCAUGCUUCUUCGAUAGUCAGUCAAAACAGUCCUUGCUGUCGAAUUUUGAUGUGGUUUAUUACAAAAAGAAUGUAACCUUUCCUAUAAACCGAAAUACUUGUUUCAAAAGACUUACAUUAUCCAGAAUAUUACGCUCUUUCUUUGCUGGUGCCCCGUCCGCUACAAUUUCUUUCCAUACGUCCGGGUGUUUCUGUAUUAAAUGGUGCCGGAAAGAGCUAGUUGAGGAAUGAUUUGUUGUGUUUCGCACUUUUGCCUUACAUGUUAUACAGACUCCUUCGUUAAAAAAGGGAUUGUAUUUCGGCAUUUGUUUAUGCCAAAAUAUGUUUAAAAUUAAAAUAAAAACAAUUUCCAACAGUAUAAAACAGAAUGCCAAAAAUUUUUAACAUUUGUUGGUUUUCGGGUUGAGAAAUAUUUUUUUUUGUUUCGUUUCCGAAACAAAAUUUGUUUCGCGAAUCACGAAACGAAAGUGCCUCUUUCGCGCGAAACGAAACACGAAACGAAAUUUUCGCCCAGCCCUGGUUUAUAAUGUAGGUUUACAGGGAGAGAGGGAGAUUAUCACUGUUUGUCUAUAAGGACUAGGGUGUGGAUUUGAAAAAGAAGGUUAGUGUAAGAGUUAGGAAAAAGGAGGGUAGGAGUUUGAAAAAGAAUGGCUAGGGUAAUGGUUUGAAAAAAGUAAACUAGUUAGGGUAGCUCACAUCAUGCCAAAAUAAAAGAAAAAUGGAACUAAGGUGGCCGUGGCAUUUCGUUAACUCAAAAGUCUCAAAUAUUGAUUCAAAAAAUAAAUAUUUAAAAUGUUGAACGAAACGUGUGAAAUUAUCAAAUAAUAGUUAAAAUAAAUCAAAUUUUGAGCUGUAACAAAUAUUAAAAAAUUCGCUAUGUUUCGACGGUUCUUUGAAGGCCAAACUAGUCUUGAUCGUCAAAGAAUCGUCCAGAUAUGACUGACACUACAAGUUUACCACAAACGAAUUUCAUUUUCAAAAUUCCGACCGCUUAAUUUCAAACAAUUUUUUACAAAAAAUAGAAUUUCACACUUCGCAUCGUUUUUUACACGAAAUGUCACUCUGUCUUUAUUUCCUCUUUUGGCAUGAGCUAUAGCUGUUAAGUCAGAGGCUUCAAUGUAAAACGGUAAUGUAAGAGACUGUAGAGCAGGGACUAGAGAAGGAGCUUGGAUAGGGUAAAGAUCGAAUAGUGCUAGGUUAGAAAAGGGUAAUUAACGUUAUACUAGGGUAGGGUAAGGUAAGGUAAGGUAAGGUAAGGUAAGGUAAGGUAAGGUAAGGUAAGGUAAGGUAAGAUAAGGUAAGGUAAUGUAAGGUUAGGUAAGGUAGUGUAGGGUAGAUUGAGGUGAAGUAAGAUAAGGUACGGUAGAGUAGCACAGGAUAGAGGAGAGAACUGUAAGGGAUCAGACAGUAGAAAUUGAGUUUUUAUUUCAAAUGCUAAACUUUUCAGCUAAAACCAAACCAAGAUCAGCCGCAUUUACCUACUUUUACAGCCCACAUAUAGCACAAGAGCAUGUUACAGCUGAGUAUAAGUGGAUCAGUCAUUACCUUGUCAACGAUGACAUUAAUAAUGUAAGUCUUUUUUUUUCUCUGUUGCUCUACCUUUUAUGUUCUUACUUUAUCUUACCAUACCCUACUAUACCUUACCUUACUAUGCGCUAACCUACCCUACCUUAACCUUAUCUACCUUACUAUACUUUUUAUCUUACUCUACGUUAUUUUACCUUUCUGUGCCUUACUCACCUACUUUACUUUAUCUUAUCCUACUCUAUCUUACAUGAUUUCACCAUGACUUACUCCAUCUUACCCUACUAUUUUUACUGUAUAUUAAUAAUGCAAUUGUUUUAGCACUACACCCAGCCAAUGGAAACGAUAAUAGAAAACUGUGUUACAGUGGCAAAACGGUAAGAAUCAAAUUUUGACUAUCUACUGUAAUGUUCUUUUAGAAAAAAGGAUAUAAUUGGGGUAAUCGUCGUGUUCAUAAUGAUUGCACUAUCAUUGGUCAUUCUUACUGUAGCCGGCUUCGCUUUAGGCGUGUUGAUUAGGAAAAGGGACGCUUUGAAGGUAAGUUGUGACAUUUUGAAGGUUUUACAUUGUUUGAGAGGGAUGGGUUUGUAUGGAUUUUUCGGCAGGUGGGGUAGAUAAAAAAAGGGGGUGGGGUGUAGGGUUGAUUUUUUUAAAAUUUAUUUUUAGGCAUAA
This is a messenger RNA of Bursaphelenchus okinawaensis, 3506 nucleotides long. The record is from the annotation of a GenBank genome assembly. NCBI's taxonomy places the organism in Eukaryota, Metazoa, Nematoda, Chromadorea, Rhabditida, Aphelenchoididae.